AUGCUGCUGCUAACCGGAAGCCUGUGGUCUCCACACAUGCUACAGCAAGGGCCUCUUUGGCAACGGGGCAUGGGCUUGAAUCAAAACUGGCAUCCCAGGCUGUUUCGCGCAGUCAUUGCUUGCUUUCCGCCAACACGUGUGCCGCCGGAAGGCUAAGCGUGGCUGGCUCGAGAAUGGCAGGACAAGCCAGUCCAGUUAUGGUAUGCGCCACGAGACAAGCAACGUCUACCGACCGCAUUCCAGGCAACAUGAAAUGACAGGAGCAUGCUUGUUCCGAACUGGUACAUUUGGCCAGAGACGGUCGGCAAGAAACCCCCUCGUGUUGUUUCGCUCGAGCGAGAGAAGCGGCACUCGGACUAUCUGGCCGGAGGGGCCGGCAAAAGUUGCUAUUGAUGAUCUGGGGUACUGUCGGGAAUUAUGUAUGGCGCUUCCCGGGGACGAGGUGAAAUGUGGCUUUUGCGCGUCAAAAGCAACCCUGCCUACGUCUGCUCAUCACCAUGUGUUGCGAGGGCCAUGUAGAACUUGGGGAGGCGAAGCUGCGCUGUCCCAUCAUCAGAGAGACGGGUCUUGGGCGGAAUCCCAUACCAUACCAUACCAUACCAUACCACACCAUGCGGAUUCCCCCAGCAAAAACUACCCUGGAAAAGGGUGUGGUACGCCGAUGGUUACUAGCCGAGGCUUCCCUCAGCUCGUUGGGGAUGUGGAGAUUAGCGUGCGAUUUGUGAUUCAUCUGUUUCCUGUUUUUGUGUACAUAUAUAUAUAUGUACGUUUCACGGGCCCUGCGAGGCAUGCGUGGGUCACGACAUCCUUUCCCCUUUUUUUCUUCUUUGUGUUUUCCCCUUGAUCUCGGGAUCUCCAGCUUCGUCUCGGACAUGGGUUCACGGUGCAUGCAUUUGCCAGAUAUUUCCGUUUCAGACAAGAGGCGCAUGUGGAGUUUCGGUCA
Molecule: messenger RNA, 943 nt
Organism: Microdochium trichocladiopsis
Lineage: Eukaryota; Fungi; Ascomycota; Sordariomycetes; Xylariales; Microdochiaceae
Exons: 1
Coding region: 203-844 (213 amino acids)
Source: RefSeq, a predicted model, not a curated record